This is a messenger RNA of Pimephales promelas (fathead minnow), 1170 nucleotides long. The record is from RefSeq and is a predicted model, not a curated record. Lineage: Eukaryota; Metazoa; Chordata; Actinopteri; Cypriniformes; Leuciscidae.
ACCAGUCCUUCAUGUUGCACACAUUCUCUGAGUAUUAGUUGUCUGUCAACUCUCGCUGGAUUCAUCCAAAUGCCAAUGAGAAGAGAGCUUCCGCGAUUGGCUGCUGCCCGCUGACGGACGGUAGUUGCGUGUGUCUGCAGGCCUGAGCUGAGUGAGCGUCCACAGCACUGGUGGGAAAAGCAAUGAAUUCAUUAGAACAAGCCGAAGACCUGAAGGCAUUUGAGAGGAGACUGACAGAGUAUGUGUCUUGUUUGCAGCCGGCUACAGGUCGUUGGCGCAUGAUUCUAAUUGUGGUGUCUGUAUGCACAGCCACAGGAGCGUGGAACUGGCUUAUAGACCCAGACACUCAGAAAGUUUCUUUCUUCUCAUCUUUAUGGAAUCAUCCGUUUUUCACUAUCAGUUGUGUGACUCUCAUUGGCCUUUUCUUUGCUGGAAUACAUAAACGGGUUGUGGCGCCAUCUAUUAUUGCAGCUCGCUGCCGGACAGUACUAGCAGAAUAUAACAUGUCCUGUGAUGAUACUGGGAAACUUAUCCUGAAACCGCGGCCUCAUAUCCAAUAGCACCUUGAAGAGACGGGAGUGGAGAGCAUUUCAUAUCAACAUUAAUCAUCAAGAUUGCACAUAGGCCUCAGUGCCAGGAUAUAAUCCAAAGUGUGUGGGGGUCAAUCUCCCAAAUAGGACUUCUCUCUGCAAUUUAUGAAGAAGCAAUGGGACCUCAAAAGGACACAGCCACUUUGAAGAAAAACAUUGUUUCUGCUACUUUUAAAUAACAAUUGUUUUUCUGUUGUAAAAUUUGAGUUUUAUUUGAUUGUGGAUUUUGAUAUCCUCAUUUGUAAUGCCUUGGUCUUAUUUUAGAUGCAUACGGUGUAUGUAUUUUUAAGUAAAUUGCUGAACACAUAAUGAAUAUUAAAGUGUGGAUAUUUGUUCACCUUACGCUGACUUUUACAUAUAUAAUAGGAAACAUUUAUGAAAUGUUUAUCCCUAUGACAUGAUGCGCUGCUUUUUGUUGUUUUACAACUACUUUUAUGCAACUAAAGGCUGCACUAGUUUAACACAAAAGGGUCACAGGCUAAUGUGUCAUGGUUGGCUGAGAUUUUAUUUACUUUUACUCCAGAGUUAAAAUCUAUAAGAUUAUGUGUUGGCAAUAAUAAAGGUUGUUUGUAAUACAGUG